Molecule: messenger RNA, 4149 nt
Organism: Peromyscus maniculatus bairdii (prairie deer mouse)
Lineage: Eukaryota; Metazoa; Chordata; Mammalia; Rodentia; Cricetidae
Gene: Ddr2
Product: discoidin domain receptor tyrosine kinase 2
Biological process (GO): positive regulation of phosphatidylinositol 3-kinase/protein kinase B signal transduction; multicellular organism development; positive regulation of kinase activity
Cellular component (GO): signaling receptor complex; plasma membrane
Molecular function (GO): ATP binding; protein tyrosine kinase collagen receptor activity; collagen binding
Source: RefSeq, a predicted model, not a curated record
UUCUCUCAAAGGCAUCUUGCAUCAGCCUGUGGAUGUAUGCCUACCACGGGGCUCCUUCACCGGCAAAGUGGAAAAGAAGUGGUUCCCAGCGAAUUCUUCUUUUGGGGUUGGGGGGACCACACUGGACUAGAAACCGUUUUCUUCUUUUCAAAACUGGGCGUCCCUGGAUGGAAGGAAAUCUACAAGUGGCCUGACAUUCGAUGUUCUAGAAAAUUCUGAGGCUUGUUGCUUGACUUCUUUUAAAGCUGAAAUAAUUGAAGAGGAGCAGAGGCCUUCUGCUUGGGAGGAUUCUGUCCUACAGAGAAUGUUCUGCACCCAUUGACGUCUGCCACAGGCUCCUGAAGACAUGCCCCAAGGCACAGCUCGGAGAGAUCAAGUCUCCAAUUCCAAUCCUUUCUGCAGGCUCGCAUCUCUUUCCUGUUGGACUAUGGCUUGCUCUGCUUUGAAGAUGCCUCCAGGACCCAGAGGGAGCCAUUAGCUAGCCUUGUUUCUGUGGAGAUCUUUGGCUGCACUUUCGCUGUCUCUCCCAGAGGUGAGAGGCCGUGGUUCCCGAAGCCUCAGGCUUGGCACCAGCUCCUCCCUGACUCCAGAUCCAACUCCGUCUUCUGAAAUGAUCCCGACUCCCAGAAUGCCCCUGGUGCUGCUCCUGCUCUUGCCCAUCCUGGGUUCUGCAAAAGCUCAGGUUAAUCCAGCCAUAUGUCGCUAUCCUCUGGGGAUGUCAGGAGGCCACAUUCCAGAUGAGGACAUCACAGCUUCGAGCCAGUGGUCAGAAUCCACGGCUGCCAGAUAUGGGAGGCUUGACUCUGAAGAAGGAGAUGGAGCCUGGUGCCCUGAGAUUCCAGUGCGACCCGAUGAUCUGAAAGAAUUUCUGCAGAUUGACCUACGUACCCUCCACUUUAUCACUCUUGUGGGGACCCAGGGACGCCAUGCAGGGGGUCAUGGCAUUGAAUUUGCACCCAUGUACAAGAUCAACUACAGUCGAGAUGGCACUCGCUGGAUCUCCUGGCGUAAUCGGCAUGGGAAGCAGGUGCUAGAUGGGAACAGUAACCCUUAUGAUGUUUUCCUGAAGGACUUGGAGCCACCCAUUGUAGCCAGAUUUGUUCGCCUUAUCCCAGUCACUGACCACUCCAUGAACGUGUGCAUGAGGGUUGAGCUUUAUGGUUGUGUCUGGCUAGAUGGCUUGGUGUCUUACAAUGCUCCAGCUGGACAGCAGUUUGUACUCCCUGGAGGCUCCAUCAUUUAUCUGAAUGAUUCUGUCUAUGAUGGAGCUGUUGGAUACAGCAUGACUGAAGGACUAGGCCAGUUGACCGAUGGGGUAUCUGGCCUGGAUGAUUUUACCCAGACCCAUGAAUACCAUGUGUGGCCCGGCUAUGACUACGUGGGUUGGCGGAAUGAGAGCGCUACCAAUGGCUACAUCGAGAUCAUGUUUGAAUUUGACCGCAUCAGGAAUUUCACCACUAUGAAGGUCCACUGCAACAAUAUGUUUGCUAAAGGUGUGAAGAUCUUUAAGGAGGUCCAGUGCUACUUCCGCUCUGAAGCCAGUGAGUGGGAACCCACUGCCGUCUCCUUUCCCCUCGUCCUGGAUGAUGUGAACCCCAGUGCUCGGUUUGUCACAGUGCCCCUCCACCACCGAAUGGCUAGUGCCAUCAAAUGCCAGUACCAUUUUGCCGACACAUGGAUGAUGUUCAGUGAGAUCACUUUCCAAUCAGAUGCUGCGAUGUAUAACAACUCUGGAGCCCUGCCCACCUCUCCUAUGGCACCCACAACCUAUGAUCCCAUGCUUAAGGUUGAUGAUAGCAACACUCGGAUCCUGAUUGGCUGCUUGGUUGCCAUCAUCUUCAUCCUGCUGGCUAUCAUCGUCAUCAUCCUGUGGAGGCAGUUCUGGCAGAAGAUGCUAGAAAAGGCUUCCAGGAGGAUGCUGGAUGACGAAAUGACAGUCAGCCUUUCCCUGCCCAGCGAGUCCAGCAUGUUCAAUAACAACCGCUCCUCAUCACCAAGUGAACAGGAGUCCAACUCGACUUAUGAUCGAAUCUUCCCCCUUCGUCCUGACUACCAGGAGCCAUCCAGACUCAUCCGAAAGCUCCCAGAAUUUGCUCCAGGGGAGGAGGAGUCAGGCUGCAGCGGUGUUGUGAAGCCAGCCCAGCCCAAUGGACCUGAGGGCGUGCCCCACUAUGCGGAAGCCGACAUAGUGAACCUCCAGGGAGUGACAGGCGGCAACACCUACUCAGUGCCGGCUGUCACCAUGGACCUGCUCUCGGGAAAAGAUGUGGCUGUGGAAGAAUUCCCCAGGAAACUGUUGACUUUCAAGGAGAAACUGGGAGAAGGCCAGUUUGGGGAGGUUCACCUCUGUGAAGUGGAGGGAAUGGAAAAAUUCAAAGACAAAGAUUUUGCCCUAGAUGUCAGUGCCAACCAGCCUGUCCUGGUGGCUGUGAAGAUGCUCCGAGCAGAUGCCAACAAGAAUGCCAGGAAUGAUUUUCUUAAGGAGAUAAAGAUCAUGUCUCGGCUCAAGGACCCAAACAUCAUCCGUCUCUUAGCUGUGUGUAUCACUGAUGACCCGCUCUGCAUGAUCACGGAAUACAUGGAAAAUGGAGAUCUCAAUCAGUUUCUUUCCCGCCACGAGCCUCUGAGCUCUUGUUCUAGCAAUGCCACAGUCAGUUAUGCCAACCUGAAGUUUAUGGCUACCCAGAUUGCCUCUGGUAUGAAAUAUCUCUCAUCCCUUAACUUUGUCCACCGAGACCUGGCCACACGAAACUGCUUAGUGGGCAAGAACUACACCAUCAAGAUAGCGGAUUUUGGAAUGAGCAGAAACCUGUACAGUGGUGACUACUACCGGAUCCAGGGCCGGGCAGUGCUCCCUAUCCGCUGGAUGUCCUGGGAAAGCAUCUUGCUGGGCAAAUUCACCACAGCAAGCGAUGUGUGGGCCUUUGGGGUGACUCUGUGGGAGACUUUCACCUUCUGCCAUGAGCAGCCCUACUCCCAGCUGUCGGAUGAGCAGGUUAUUGAGAAUACCGGAGAGUUCUUCCGAGACCAAGGGAGGCAGACUUAUCUCCCUCAACCAGCCAUUUGCCCCGACUCUGUGUACAAGCUGAUGCUCAGCUGUUGGAGAAGAGAUACCAAGCACAGACCAUCAUUCCAAGAAAUACACCUUUUGCUUCUUCAACAAGGGGAUGAGUGAUGCCAUCCAUGCCUGCCGAUGUUCCUGUGGCCAAGGUCCUCCCCACAAGACCUACCGCUAACCCACAUCUAAGCCACUCCAUCUGGACAUUUAAUGGACUCGAGAGACAGAGAAUUGUUCACUUUGCCCUCUUACUGUCUCUUGUCUCCUCCAGUACACUUCCCUACCCCCUACCACUGACUCAUAUAUAUAUACUUUUUUUUGUACUGAAAUAACUAAAAGAGAAAAAAAUAGAGCAGAUAAAAUUUAGUAAAAAUAUUACUUGAUAUACCAAAGUGUUAGAUCAUAAAGGCUAGAAACUCAGAUAAUUUAUAAAGGUUAUGCUUAUGUUUAUAAGUGUGCAGAUCCUACAAUAUUUUUCCAUGUCUCUUUCUAUAAAAUAUCUUUAGAAAGAAAAACUUGAAGAAUACGAAUGUUUUGGGAAGCAUGAGAUUAGGCUUAAGGAAAAUACUUGGUGGCUCUGAAGAAUUGCAGGACUUGGCAUUCCAUAACUGAUGGAUGUUUUUCUGUCUGGACAUAUCCCACUCUCGCUCUUAAGUCUCUCUCUCUCAUUUCUCUCUCUCUCUCUCUCUCUCUCUCUCUCUCUCUCUCUCUCUCUCUCCCUCUCCCUCCCCCCUCUCUCCUCUCAAAGUGAGUGACAUGUACUUAAAAGUUAAAAAGCUCUAUCUUGUAUCUUGGAAUGAAUAUUUUCUUCAUUCAUGGGCAGAGAUCAGGGUGUAAUUGUGAAACAGGGCAUAUGGGCAGGAAAAAGUGUGUUGUAAGGCUUGAAGGACAGUAGUUAUAUACAGAAAAGAAAGGUUGCACAGGAUUCUCAGUGGACAGGGUCAUAGGAAAGGAGGUCCAUGGAAGACGAAUAGCAGAUGUACUAUUUGUUGUUCCCAUGUGAGGGUCUUUAUCUUAACCAUUUUCACCCCUGUUUUUCAGUGACAACUUGACUUUUUAUUAAGUAAAAGCCCAACAUUUUGGUAUUUUAA